UGUAUCUACGGAGGAGCGCCCAAAGGACCACAGAUCCGGGACCUUGAAAGAGGUGUGGAGAUCUGCAUCGCCACUCCUGGCAGGCUUAUCGACUUCCUGGAGUCAGGAAAGACAAACCUCCGUCGCUGCACCUACCUCGUGCUGGAUGAGGCCGACAGAAUGCUGGACAUGGGAUUUGAGCCACAGAUCCGAAAGAUCGUCGACCAAAUCAGACCUGACCGCCAGACUCUGAUGUGGAGCGCCACCUGGCCCAAAGAGGUCCGCCAGCUGGCUGAGGACUUCCUGAAGGAAUACGUCCAGAUCAAUAUUGGAGCACUGCAGCUCAGUGCCAACCACAACAUCCUGCAGAUUGUGGAUGUGUGCAACGAUGGAGAGAAGGAGAACAAACUGAUCCGUCUGCUGGAAGAAAUCAUGAGCGAGAAGGAGAACAAGACCAUCAUCUUUGUGGAGACAAAGAGACGAUGUGAUGAUCUCACCAGGAGGAUGAGGAGGGAUGGGUGGCCUGCUAUGGGAAUCCAUGGAGACAAAAGUCAGCAAGAGAGAGACUGGGUUCUCAAUGAAUUCAAAUAUGGAAAGGCUCCUAUUCUCAUUGCAACAGAUGUUGCCUCCAGAGGUCUAGAUGUUGAAGACGUGAAAUUUGUCAUCAACUUUGACUACCCCAACAACUCAGAGGACUAUAUCCACCGUAUCGGCAGAACAGCCCGUAGCCAAAAGACAGGCACGGCUUACACCUUCUUCACCCCCAACAACAUGAGGCAGGCCAGCGACCUCAUCUCUGUGCUCCGCGAGGCCAACCAGGCGAUCAACCCCAAGCUCCUCCAAAUGGCGGAAGACAGAGGAGGUCGUUCAAGGGGCGGCAGAGGUGGUGACUACAGGGACAACCAUCGGGAUAGGUAUUCAGGCGGCAGACGCGAUUACGGCAAUUUUAGGGACAGAGAUAACAGCAGGGGGUAUGACAACGGACCAAAUAAAUCUUUUGGCGCAAAUUCCCAAAACGGAGGCUAUGGGGGCAGCAACGGUAACAGUAACGGCUUCGGCGGAGGCGGCUACAACGGUAACGGACAGUCCAACUUCAACAGCCAGGCGGGAGCGUUCGGGGCCCAGAACAACUUCCAGGCCCCGCAGUUCGCUCCUCCCGGUAAACCCGCCGCACAGGCGGGCGUGGCUCACCCUCCAUUCCCCUUUCCUCAGGCGCAGGCUCCUCAGCAGCACCCUCCUCCGCUGGUGCCGUACCCCAUGCCUCCUCAGUUCUCUCAGUAAACCCACCGUACACUUGAAAGAAGUAAUUUAUUGCUUUUUGUCUCGUUUUAAGUUCUUCACUUAAUCCUGAUUUUUUUGUAUUUACACGACAGGGUUACAAACAACUUGAACCUCGUAUCAAGCCUUUUUAAGAUCUGCAGUGCAGCAUUAGUGAUGUGGCGCACUUGUUUUCCCCUUUACUAUUUAAUUUGUUACAUUCCUCAUUAAUGAUUUAGUUAUGUUUUGUACUAGGUAAUUACAAAUGUAUCAGUUUUUCAUGUGUAUCCUUGAAAGUGAUGUUAAGCUCCUAUCUUGGAAGUGCACUGCAUGAUCUUUCAAAUAAAACUCCAGAAAAUA
Messenger RNA from Notolabrus celidotus (New Zealand spotty), 1596 nucleotides. Its product is annotated as probable ATP-dependent RNA helicase DDX5. NCBI's taxonomy places the organism in Eukaryota, Metazoa, Chordata, Actinopteri, Labriformes, Labridae. Gene Ontology annotation, biological process: alternative mRNA splicing, via spliceosome. The record is from RefSeq and is a predicted model, not a curated record. Gene Ontology annotation, molecular function: RNA binding; ATP binding; RNA helicase activity. The transcript is spliced from 8 exons. Gene Ontology annotation, cellular component: nucleus; cytoplasm; ribonucleoprotein complex. The annotation marks the transcript as partial.